AUGCAACUGCUUUUUCAGGGCCUAAAGCGGGCAUUCCAAACAGCAUACAGAGUUUUAGCUUUUCUUGGGCAGAAGUCUGGGGACAGGACAAUCCCAGACAAUUUGUGGGCAAGCAAAAACUAUUAUCCAAAGCAAAAUGCCAGGGACUACUGCUUACCCAGCAAUAUCAAAAGAGACAGGAGGUCAGCUGACAAGCUAAGGUCAGCAGGCUCAACCAUUAAGCAGGAGGACAUAUUGUGGGAAGGGACAGACCAGUGCAGUUCAGCUCAACAGCCAAGAAGAGCUCACUGUUUCCAACCCAGACCUCUUCGACUGCCCAAGCCUACAGGUUCCCAAAGUGAUAUCACUUUCCAAGCUGCCUCAGUGGAGCAGCCUCUGGGAACUGUCCAAAAGGACGGUAGUAGCAGAUCAAAGAAAAAUGAAAUCUCCAGCCAGGAGUCUAAGAACUUGCUGACACCAGGAACCAGAGUUCACGCCCAAGGAAGAAACCUACCUGGUUCCCCUGUGAAGAGAACCUGGCACCGACACCUUAAAAAGAAACUCAUGCACGGGGAACAAAACCACCCCAGCUUCUAUAGGGAGAGAACCCCACGCAGUCCUUCUGAGAGGACGCGUCAUAACCGCUCUUGGAGAAGCCAUCGCAGUUCCUCUGAGAGGAGCCACCACAGUCCCUCAGAGAGGAGCCGUCACAGUCCUUCAGAUAGAAGAUUUCGCAGUCCCUCUCGGAGAAAUCAUCUCAGUCCCCGGGAAAGAGGCCAUCACAGUCCCUCUGAAAGGAGCCAUCGCAGUCCCUCUCAGAUAAAUCAUCACAAUUCCUCUGAGAGGAGCCGUCACAGUCCCUCAGAUGGAAGAUUUAGCAGUCCCUCUCGGAGAAAUCAUCAUAGUCCCCUGGAGAGAAGUCUUCACAGUGCUGGCCUUUCCAGCCUUUUUUCCUGCUCAGCCAUUGCCUCCAGUUCCUGCGCCCCCAGCGUGGAAAGGCUUCCAUGUCUCUCUACUGGGGGUGGCCUGUGAGAUUCAUCUGUAAUUUCUCUAAUAAAGCGGCAGUAACUGAU
Sapajus apella (tufted capuchin) is the source of this 1052-nucleotide messenger RNA. RefSeq lists its product as uncharacterized. Lineage: Eukaryota; Metazoa; Chordata; Mammalia; Primates; Cebidae. The record is from RefSeq and is a predicted model, not a curated record. The transcript is spliced from 3 exons. Bases 1 to 1011 code for a protein of 336 amino acids.